This is a messenger RNA of Cucumis melo (muskmelon), 2638 nucleotides long. RefSeq lists its product as uncharacterized. The transcript has 17 exons. The record is from RefSeq and is a predicted model, not a curated record. Gene Ontology annotation, cellular component: mitochondrion. Bases 239 to 2179 code for a protein of 646 amino acids. Gene Ontology annotation, molecular function: oxidoreductase activity; zinc ion binding. Lineage: Eukaryota; Viridiplantae; Streptophyta; Magnoliopsida; Cucurbitales; Cucurbitaceae.
CAUUCAUUCAGCAACGUCAACGACUCUUCGAUAUUUUCAAAAUCUCAGCCGGCUUUCAGCAUUUUCACGAGCAGCCGAUGAUUGGCCAUAAAUCUCGAAUUUCUCAAAUUACCCCACCGCCCAUUCCUCUAUCCUACACAUUCAUACACACCUUCAACGUAUGCAAAUAGGUCGGUAGCAAUUUCCAUUGCUUUAUCAACUUCCUCUUACUCCCUAUUCCCUCAUUUCCAAUCUGAAUAUGGAGUUGAAACCUGGAUUAUCGGCUUUCGUCACCGGUGGAGCUUCUGGAAUUGGUAAAGCGCUCUGCCUAGCUCUGGGAGAGAAGGGAGUAUUUGUGACUGUUGUUGAUGUUUCUGAAGAGAAGGGACAAGAAACUGUAUCUAUUAUCCAACAAAAGAAUGCCAAGCUUCACCCUAAGUUAGAGGCUCCUCCUGCAAUAUUCGUAAGAUGUGAUGUUACCAACAGAAAUGACGUACAGAAGGCUUUUAGCAAGCAUCUAGCAACAUAUGGAGGAUUAGACAUCUGUAUCAAUAGUGCUGGAAUUGGCAGCAAAAUAGUAUUUCAUAAGGAUCAAACUGAUGGUGCUCAUACAUGGAGACAUGUUAUUGAUGUGAACUUACUUUCUGUCAUAGCAUGCACUCAACUUGCGAUAAGGACUAUGGAAUCAAUGAAAAGACCUGGUGUGAUAAUCAACCUAGGUUCUGCUUCAGGUCUUUAUCCAUUAUCCAUAGACCCAGCAUAUACUGCGUCAAAAGGUGGUGUUGUUAUGUUUACUAGAUCACUUUCGCCAUACAAACGCAAGGGGAUUCGGAUCAAUGUACUUUGUCCGGAGUUUGUGAAAACAGAGCUGGCUUCAAAUGUUGUUGGUGAAAGGUUUGCUGAACGAUUGGGAGGUUUUGUUCCCAUGGAGAUGGUGAUUAAAGGUGCUUUUGAACUAAUCACUGAUGAGAGCAAAGCUGGUUCCUGCCUAUGGAUUACAAACCGUAGAGGGAUGGAGUACUGGCCCACCUCUACAGAAGAAGCAAAAUACUUACUUCCUUCCUCUCGUUUGAGAAAACAAUCUUCAACGGCAUUUUUUCAGAAAGUUGAUAUUCCCCAAAGUUUUGAGAAAGUAGUUGUUCAUACUUUGAGCCACAAUUUUCGUGGAGCAACUAGCAUCGUGCGCUCACCAUUGAGAUUGCCCAUCAAACCAGAUCACGUUCUCGUGAAAAUCGUAUAUGCUGGCGUAAAUGCAAGCGAUGUAAAUUUCAGUUCAGGUCAUUAUUUUGGCGGUAGCAGCAAAGAUCUUCACUCUAUGCUUCCAUUAGAUGCUGGUUUUGAGGGUGUGGGUAUAAUUGCAGCAGUUGGUGAUUCUGUCACUCACCUAAAGGUUGGAACUCCUGCUGCAAUGAUGACAUUUGGAAGUUAUGCAGAGUUUGUCACGGUUCAUUCGAAACAUAUCCUUCCUGUUGCAAGACCUGAUCCAGAAGUUGUGGCGAUGCUGACUUCAGGGCUAACAGCAUCCAUUGCUCUAGAAAAGGCAGCACAAAUGGAAUCUGGAAAGGUUGUUCUUGUCACUGCUGCUGCUGGAGGAACUGGGCAAUUUGCUGUCCAGCUUGCCAAGUUAGCUGGAAAUAAGGUCGUUGCAACAUGUGGAGGUAAGGGAAAAGCGGCACUUUUGAAAGAUUUGGGAGUUGAUCGAGUUAUAGAUUAUAAAUCUGAAGACAUUAAAACUGUUCUAAAGACGGAGUAUCCUAAAGGCGUUGAUAUCAUCUAUGAGUCAGUUGGAGGCGAUAUGUUUAGUUUGUGUUUGAAUGCAUUGGCUACCUAUGGACGACUAAUUGUGAUUGGAAUGAUCUCACAGUAUCAAGGAGAAAACGGGUGGGAGCCAUCAAAUUACCCAGGACUUUGCGAGAAAAUUCUAAAGAAGAGCCAAACUAUUGCUGGGUUCUUCCUCGUACAAUAUGCUCACCUAUGGCAGCAACAUUUGAAUACAUUAUUUAAUCUCUUCUCCUCAGGCAAGCUGAAGGUUUUGGUGGAUCCAAAAAGAUUUUUGGGCGUGCAGUCGGUCGUUGACGCGGUUGAAUAUCUGCAUUCAGGCAAAAGUGUUGGCAAGGUAUGGACAUUCUCUUCCUUUGGAACAACGUUGAGAAUGAUUGAACUUAAUCUAAAUUCUCUUGAAAAACAUUUUGGGUUAUAAUAAAAACAGGUUGUUGUAUGCAUUGACCCAACCUUCAUUGAACACAAAUCAAAGCUGUGAACCUGAAAUGCUUCUUCCACCAACCAAAGUUCUGACUUUGGAUUGUUCGUACAAGAAGGGAGAAACCAAAGCCCAAGCCUUGCUGUAAAGUCUUUAAAAACUCAAAACUUUUGCAGGAAAAACCUCUUCAAUGACCAAUAAAAUCCCAUUUAAAUAAAUAAAAAAGGUUUCAAGGUGUACUGGAAGGUACAAAGCUCAUUUAUCCUUUGGUGGCUGCUGAGAAAUCUCCAAAAGCAUGUUGUUGUAGGAAUUAUGUGAUUGUCUAUUUAAAACUAUGGUAGGAAUCGUAGUAUUGAGCAUCAUUUGUAUGCUGUCUUUUCCUUUUCAUUAUUAAUUUUUAGUUUUAAUUUAAAGAGAAUGGUUUGCAUUUUCUUAGAUCAAUAAGUUCGUUUAGGUGUC